ACAACGCGGGGAUACGAUCGCCGCGCUGCCAGCAUCUUCUUUUUCUUCUUCUGCGUUUUCUCGUGCGAUUAAUCGGGCGCCAAGCACUGCGCAGAUAAUUCGUAACUGUACGACUUAACUUCGGAUGUGUUCAGCUUUGCGGAAUGACGUGAUAUUGUGGACUCUAGGAAGAAGCGAAUCAAGACGUUUAGUCUUAAGUCUGCGGCAAUUAUUAACUUUGUCCGGAACUGUGAAACGCAGAACUAUUUUUUAAGUAGCCUUGUGACAUUGACGCUCUCUGAGGUGGAGAGAUCCUCAUGUGAAUUAAAAAAAAAGAGCGAAGUUUUUAAAAGGACUUUACGUACUUUUGGCGACGAGGAGGUCACUUCCGGUGCCCUCUUUUUUUUCUGGAAGAAAAAGAGCAAUUCUUUCCUUUUUUCCAGCGGAAAACCACGAGCAGAAAUGGUCAGCAGGCGUUCAGUCGUUAUUUUAGUCGUCCUGGCAGCAGCCGUUGCGCUGAACGGAAGCUUCGCAGCGGAGGACACCAAAGAUGGCGGAGGGGAGGCUGAAAAAAGCCCGCAAGCUCUGGCGAAGAAAGAUGUCGAAUUGAAGGACGCAGAUGGACGCUACUUUGUUUUCUUCGACUUCCACAACAUCAUCAACAACCUGCUUAAAGCCACGUUGUUUUAUACGACGGGCCACGCGGACAUCAUCGCGCCCUUGAGCAACGUCGCCGUCAAAACUCCUGUGAUAGGACUCAUCACCCUCUGGCUGCUGCUGAUCCUGGUUUUCUACGAGUACACGACGGGAACCUUCUUCGGGAACGUGGCGCCUAGGACGUUCGAUUCCAGACGGGAAUCCCAUUCCAGGAUCCUGCAGGAUGUUUUGGAGUCCCUGGGUCGGGCCCUGCAGCAUCACGAAGAAGAACGAGUCCUCGACCAUUAGCUAACGACAGGAUCACGAACCCUCCGAAAAAGACGCUGACACCCGUCCCUACGGAGGAGGGAGGGAGCUGACACCCGUCCCUACGGAGGAGGGAGGGAGAGAGGUUCGUUUACACCCAUAACAUCCGCCCGAGCUGUCCCAUGAUACCACGCCCAUCGUCGCCGCUGUCGCUCAUUCGUGGAUUCUCUGGGUCACUGGAACUCCUGCCUCGCCGCCGAGAGGUCAGGUCAGGAAGCGAGAGGUCGACCUCGAAGGUCGAGGGCUUCUUCUACGUCCUGGCACGGGUCUCUCUGACGACAGUUCUGAUGUGGAGGUAAAAUCGAAACUGCUUGUCCAGACGAACGGGACUCAUUUGAGGCCAUUUUUAAAUAUUGAUUUAAGUAACUCCAGUUUCUCUUUAUCAAGUAUCUUCUUUGGUGCUUUAUAUUCUCCUAACACUUUACACUGAGAGAUAAUACGGGAUUAUUCGCUUCGGUAUGCCGGAAAAUUGUAGUACGCUGAGUUCUUCCGUCAUUCAGUGUUUUUACAGAUGUGCCAGUUUCUCAUUGAUCUAUUUGCAACCAUUAAAUAACAUAGUGUUUUAGAU
Molecule: messenger RNA, 1510 nt
Organism: Macrobrachium nipponense
Lineage: Eukaryota; Metazoa; Arthropoda; Malacostraca; Decapoda; Palaemonidae
Exons: 5
Coding region: 442-924 (160 amino acids)
Source: RefSeq, a predicted model, not a curated record